This is a messenger RNA of Patiria miniata (bat star), 2026 nucleotides long. Its product is annotated as tripartite motif-containing protein 45-like. Bases 8 to 2005 code for a protein of 665 amino acids. The transcript has a single exon. Gene Ontology annotation, biological process: positive regulation of DNA-templated transcription. Gene Ontology annotation, molecular function: zinc ion binding; ubiquitin-protein transferase activity. NCBI's taxonomy places the organism in Eukaryota, Metazoa, Echinodermata, Asteroidea, Valvatida, Asterinidae. The record is from RefSeq and is a predicted model, not a curated record. Gene Ontology annotation, cellular component: chromatin; nucleoplasm.
AGGAAAGAUGGCAUCAAGACAGCCUGAUGUCACAGUUCAGUCUGUGUUGGGUAAGAUCAGUCGAGAUCAUCUGGAAUGUCCCAUUUGCUCCGACCGUUUCACUGAGCCUAAGGUGCUUGACUGUCUGCACUCUUUUUGCCAGAAAUGUCUCGAAAAAGUCAGACAGAGUCAACGUUCACAGGAUGCAAAACUUGUGUGUCCCCUCUGCAGACGUGACACCAUAUUAAAGGGAGACGUUUCCGAUUUGCCAAGUGACUUCAAACUGAGCGCCUUGGUGGAUGAGGUCAACGUCUAUGAAAAGUUACUUGAAGGUCAAAGGUCGGAGAUCAAAUGUCAAGCCUGUGAUGAAGAGAAUCAGGCUGUGUCAAGAUGCAUGGACUGUGAUCAUUUUCUCUGCAAACAAUGCCAGGCAGCACACAAGCGUUUGUCUUUAAUGAAAACGCAUCAAAUCUACACACUGGCCCAGCUUCAAUCAGGAGAGGUAACUUACAAGAGUAAGAUUAGAGAGUACACUCCAAAAUGUGGCAAGCAUUCCGAUCAAAAUCUCACUAUUUACUGUAACACAUGUGAGAAGUUGGUGUGCACAACUUGUGCUAUUCUAGAUCAUGAGAGACACUCUCGUGUUGAUCUACCUGAAGCUGUCGAUAAGUGCAAACGAGAUGUUGCUAGAAUGUCUGUAAAAGCUGAACAGAACAAAGCAAAACUGAAAACAAACAUAAGUGAAGUAGAUGACAACUACAGAAAGCUGAAUGCCAUGCAUGCAGACACCACCAAGAAAAUCUCCAGUAAGGCUGACAAGGAGGUAGCUAGAAUCAUGGAGGAGAUUUCAAGGAUCAGAGAGAAAGAGCAGAAAUUGAAGGAGGAGGCAGAUACAGUCUUGAAAGACAGAACCAAGACAUUGGAAACUGCUCGUGCCACAAAUGACAGUCGUCUGACUCAGACUGAGAAAAAACUGGAUGAGGUGAACCAAUUCAUGGUUCAAGCAAGUUGCUACGAGAUUCUGGAUUUCAAGCCUAAACUCCUGUUUAACCUGAAAGAAUUGACUGAAGAACAACCUGAGAAAGAGCUGGAUAGUUUGUCCUCCAUUAUGGAUUUUGAUGAGGCGGAGGGUAUUGGGAGGCUACUUGGGAGGCUGGUGCUGGAUGAUACACAAACACUCAACCUUGAGGGUUCACAGAGAGCUGUAAGAUGGGAGCUGAAAAGACAGAUGAAGACAUUUGGACAAACAAAGAAAACAUUUGGCAAUGUUGAUGGAAUUGCAGCAUUCUCUAAUAAUGAUAUUGUCGCAUUAGACAGGGGGCAUAACAUGGUGAUUACUUUCUUAACAAAUGACGACCUCCAGUCUGAUGUAAUUUCACAAGAACUCCAAAUUGCAGGUCUUAAUCAUCCAUCCCAUGUUUCAGUAAACAAGGAUGAUGAAAUAAUCAUUCUUGAUGACCCUAAAGUCAUGACCUUCAAGAAGGAUUCGCCUCCCUGUCUCCAUCAGUUCCUCCCUGGUAGCUACAGGGAGAUGGACAGCACCCCAACCGGCCUUGCAGUGGAUGACGGGGAUAUGAUAGCAGUGGGUUAUGAGGAAGAAGAAGAGAUCUCACUGCACAAGAGAGACGGAUCCCUCAUCAGGAGAAUACCUGCUCCAAAGAUCGGGUCAAAUUUGAUUAUCUAUAAGCAGCAGCUUGUCUACACAUGCAAAAACAAAAAACAACUAUCAUCAGUUGACAGCUCGGGUAACAGAGUCUUUUCAGUUGAUAUUCCCAGCCAUGAGAAUAAGCAAGGGAAGUGGUACGCUAACGGUCUGUGUUGCGACAAAGAUGGCAACAUCUACGUUGCUGUACAUGGGUGGCCUUUUAUGCAUGAACAAGGCGAAGUUCAGCGUUUCAGUCAUGAUGGACAGUACAUAGACUGUGUCAUCAAGGAGUGUGGUCACCCAGAUGGCAUCUCAUGUACACCAGCUGGUGGACUGGUUCUGGCUUCAGGAAGUUGUAUUCUAGUUUAUCAUCAAGUGUAAACACCGACAACGAAUGUCAAA